Messenger RNA from Symbiodinium pilosum, 1587 nucleotides. Lineage: Eukaryota; Dinophyceae; Suessiales; Symbiodiniaceae. The record is from the annotation of a GenBank genome assembly.
AUGAGUUUCUCUGUCCUCGAGCAGCUGCGCUCAGCGCAUGAGGACAUUGAGAACAUAGAGAAGGCCAUGAGCAUGGUUUUGAUGGACAAGCACAAAAAUUCCAAGGCUGCAGUGUCAUGCGAACAUGCAAUGAAGUACUUGGUAGAAGCGACCCAGCUGAAGUGCAAGACAGCCAUCGACAUCUACCAGGAUAAGGAUGGCAUGCGCACCGAUGACAUCAAUGCUCUGGCCGGCCAGCGCGCCGAUAAGAAGGGAGGCGAUGUGUGGACUAGCUUCUACGACAAGGUCAAGGAAGUCAAGGACUAUCACCGCCGCUUUUCCGUGAAUCAGGGCCUGCCUGAAGUGCAGAACUCCGAGUGGUUCUACCAGCGAGCGCUUGAGAACGACAAGACGGAGACCCUUUUCUCAGGUGAGGAAGACUACGGGAAGCGUGUAGACAUGCAUGAGCUCUUUGUCACAUACCUCAACCUGAAGAAGAUCUCUACGCUUAGGCGGAACAACUUCAGAGCAGCAACGUACGCGCGGCUGAAGAAGAAGACUAUCGACCUGGAGCCCGAUGAUCCUGAGGUGGAGAAGACAGUGGAGAAGGAGUAUCAUGAGCUGGACUACAUAGAGUGGCUCAAGACCUUCGACCAGUUCCACGAGAUCAGCAGGUAUUGCAAGUACGGUGACAAAAACUACACGGAAUACCUCGAUGGCCUCAUUUCCUACCUGAGAGGGUUCCUGCUGAGGACACAGCCCUUGAUCGAUGUCACCAAGCUCGAACAGCAGUUCGAGAAGGAGUUCGAGGAGCGAUGGGGUGACAAGAGCAUCCCGGGUUGGCAGGAUCCGACCCACAAGGACAAGCUCUUCUGCAUGCCCUCCAACAAGCUCUUCAACAAGGAGGUCCUCAAGACCAACCAUGAGGGCGGAAAGCUCUACAAGAAGAAUCUAGCUCAAAUGCAGAAGCUGAGCUUUGAGGAGCAGAACCAGCUCGUCACAAAAGUGGAGGAGCAGGACAAAGCAGUAGCGCGCCUUGAAAGCCGAGCCGCAAAGUGGCACGACCUUAUGAGCGAUGCCAUCAACGAGACCAUCCAACACCUUCAGAAGAAACAAAGCCAGACCAUCGAGGAGAUGGAGCUCGAGAAGGAUGACUCGGAUGAGGACGAGGACAUGGAAGAUGACGGCGCAGAUGUGGGCUCAAAUGCUGGUGACGACGAGGAGCGGCCCAUCUACAACCCGCUCAACUUACCAUUGGGUUGGGACGGCAAGCCAAUUCCAUUUUGGCUGUACAAGCUCCACGGAAUGGGCAUUGAGUACAAGUGCGAAAUCUGUGGAAACUACUCAUACUGGGGCCGGAGGGCCUUUGAGAGGCACUUCCAGGAAUGGAGACAUGCCUUUGGCAUGCGGUGCCUGAAGAUUCCCAAUACUGCGCACUUCAAGGAGAUCACCAAGAUUGAGGAAGCGAUCACGCUGUACGAGAAGUUGAAGCGUGAUGCGGAGGAACAGACUUUCCGCCCGGACCAGGAUGUCGAGUGCGAAGACAUCCAGGGCAAUGUGAUGAGCCAACGAGCGUUUGAGGACUUGCGAAGGCAAGGGCUGGUGUGA